Molecule: messenger RNA, 848 nt
Organism: Ilyonectria robusta
Lineage: Eukaryota; Fungi; Ascomycota; Sordariomycetes; Hypocreales; Nectriaceae
Exons: 1
Coding region: 112-750 (212 amino acids)
Source: RefSeq, a predicted model, not a curated record
GGCUGGACGUCUGCGGCGCCGAUUGGGUGCUGUCUCGUGGGAUCGACCAGCGGCCUGCGUUUAGGCGUCGUGUUGUGGUUGCAAUUCCUCCCCCACGACUCAAGGGGUUCAAUGGGGUUAUGCUUGCGGGAAAACAGGCUGUGUUACUCACCAAAAGUUUGUGAGAAAACAAAACAGGCAAACGAGAGGGUGAAAUUUUUUUUUUUUUUUGCCAUUGGGUUUGUAUAUUGCGUUCUCUUUGUGACUGGGAUACAAUGCCAUUUCGGUGUUGAGCGCAUUGGUAGCAACCUCUUUGGUUCGUAUGUUCUACUGAUGUUUCGGGCAGGACUGUUCGUUCGCCUAACUUCCCGUCUAAUUUGGACUGGUGUUGUUGUCUUCGCCGUCGAAAAUGAGGAAAGAUUGCUCUGGUUUCGCGCUGUCAAUGUGAGAACAAGCCGAGCUCAGCCAAGAGUCUCCGUACGGAGUAGUCGGCGGGAUGAAACAGCCACGGCAGAGGGCCUCAAAACCAACAAACAUCCAUCGGACAAAGCGAAUUGGUUGAUGUCUUGCCGUUCCCCCCCCUCCCAAUCUCUUCUCGCUGUCUCGCCCGGCGAGUCGUUGCUCGGCCUCACCUUACCUGGCGGCGGCUUAGACCUUACCCUUGCAUUCCCGGGACUCCGAGCCGCCAGCCACCCGGAACCAACCACGAGAUCGAGACCCCGGGGAUACAGGGCAUUCCCGGGGACUCAAAGGGCUGGCAAUGCUCCGUAGCUCACUGGCGGGGGGGCCAUUGGGAGCAGCAACGAGGCUGGGCGGCAGCGGGACGGGGGACCCGGCCGACAAGGGACGGGAGAAGUAGCCUAGUUUUG